CUUUCACACUUCUGCUUUGGUUUGGUCGGGAGAGAUGGGAACUUGUGUUUCUAAACAGGAAGGAUGUGCGAGAAUACCAAAGAAGCCUUUCAAGCGAAGAAGAAGAACGAAGGCGAGGCGAGUCUCGUCUCGGAUGUCCAACAGUUCUUUUGAUAAAGUCUCUAAAUCCGCCGCUCCUCCCGAUCGUGCUUUCAGUAAUCCUACUUUUCAAUCCGGAAGCACUGAGGAGGCGUGGUUUGACUCUGUUGCAAUAUUUGAGUCCGACUGUGAUGACGAUUUCCAAAGUGUUGCUGAUGAUGCUUUGUCAUUAAAUGGCUCUGAGAGUGCAUCUGUCUCAAGAAUUUCAUCUCUGAGAGAUACUGCUCAUGACUGUAAUGGCAAUCAUCCAAGCAUUCUGUCAACUGAUCGGAAACAUAAGCCAGGGGAACCGUUAAAUGGAAAUUCAGCAUGCCAUUCUGUGAGUGAAGUUGCUAAAAAUGCAAGUACUCGGGUCAUGCAUUCUGAUGAUGCUGACUCCCAAGCCAAACCUCAUGGCCCUUUAAGUGGAGGAAAGUCUUCUAUCUCCCUUGACGAAGUCUCUAGCCUCUCUGUGGAUGAAAGUUCUGGCAGAGAGGGAGGAAUAAUGGACAAUUGUGGAAUUCUUCCAAACACCUGCUUGCCUUGUCUCGCUUCCACUGUCCCCUCUAUUGAAAAGAGAAGGUCCUUGAGCCCUGGUCCCCCAAGUGCAAGGAAAAAGUCUGCUUCAAAACUUUCCUUCAAAUUGAAGGAAGGACAUCCCAAUCCUGAAAUAUUAUCCUCAAAGAUGCUUCUGCAAAGACCUAUAGCAGGUUCCCAAGUUCCAUUCUGCCCAGUAGAGAAGCAAAUGUUUGAUUGUUGGUCAUAUGUUGACCCUGGUACCUUCAAAGUCCGGGGAGAGAAUUAUUUAAGGGACAAAAAGAAGGAAUUCGCUCCAAAUUAUGCGGCUUAUUCUCCGUUGGGUGUUGAUGUAUUCUUGUCACCGAGGAAAAUUGAUCAUAUCGCUCGGUUUGUGGAGCUCCCUCCUAUAAAUUAUUCAUCUGGCAAAUUACCACCAAUUCUUGUUGUAAAUAUUCAGAUUCCAUUAUAUCCUACCACAAUUUUUCAAAGUGAGACAGAUGGCGAAGGGAUGAGUUUUGUAUUGUACUUUCGGCUUUCUAAUAGUUAUGCUAAAGAACUUCCUCCUCACUUCCAAGAAAAUAUCAGAAGGAUAAUUGAUGAUGAAGUAGAAAAAGUCAAAGGUUUCCCUGUAGAUACCAUAGUUCCCUUCCGGGAAAGGUUAAAGAUCUUGGGUCGUGUAGUAAAUGUGGAUGAUCUUCAUUUAAGUGCAGCUGAGAGGAAGCUUAUGCAUGCUUACAAUGAAAAACCUGUUCUUUCACGUCCUCAGCAUGAAUUUUACUUGGGUGAAAACUACUUCGAGAUUGAUUUGGAUAUGCACAGAUUCAGUUAUAUCUCUAGGAAAGGUUUUGAAGCAUUCCAAGACAGACUGAAGCUCUGCGUAUUGGAUUUUGGCCUGACAAUUCAGGGCAACAAGGCUGAAGACUUGCCAGAGCAGAUCUUGUGUUGUGUUAGGUUGAAUGGGAUUGACUACCCAAAUUAUCAUCAAUUGGGGUUGGGUCAAGAACCCCUUUCGCCACAAUAACAGCCAAGAAUUUGUAUUUAUUACUAUAGAAGCGAUGGGUUGAAGUUCAACCAAUGGAACCAGCAUCAAACAUUGGGGAAGUUGCAGAGAGAGAAUAGUUGAGCUUGAGAGUUACUCAUGGUGACUACGGUGAUCUAGUCGUGACAUCUUUGCUUUCUUCUCGUCCAUAUAGACAUUGUUGAAGCAAUUAAAAAAAAAUCAGAAAAUGGAAAAAA
This is a messenger RNA of Telopea speciosissima, 1872 nucleotides long. RefSeq lists its product as uncharacterized. Bases 35 to 1657 code for a protein of 540 amino acids. The record is from RefSeq and is a predicted model, not a curated record. The transcript is spliced from 10 exons. Lineage: Eukaryota; Viridiplantae; Streptophyta; Magnoliopsida; Proteales; Proteaceae.